Molecule: messenger RNA, 1302 nt
Organism: Ceratosolen solmsi marchali
Lineage: Eukaryota; Metazoa; Arthropoda; Insecta; Hymenoptera; Agaonidae
Product: sperm flagellar protein 1
Exons: 4
Coding region: 126-1046 (306 amino acids)
Biological process (GO): regulation of cytoskeleton organization
Cellular component (GO): axoneme
Molecular function (GO): microtubule binding
Source: RefSeq, a predicted model, not a curated record
UAAGGGGUUCUAAUAUGAGGUAAAAAUCUCUUCCUGCGCUGUAUUAAACUUAGUAGUUAGUAAAUAAAACGCGAUUUAUUCGGUUUUUAUGAGAUCUUAUAACCAAUUUUAAAAAGUCUGUGAAGAUGACUAUAACGCAAGAGUUAUAUAAAGAUGGCCAUAUAUCAGAUAAAAGUGAUAAUAUAUCGGUAUAUAGUGAAAAUCCAGCCAGAAUCGAAGACAUUUUCGAGUGGGUUGAUGGCUUACCUUUAUCGAAGACUACGAAAAAUUUAGCUCGGGAUUUUUCUGACGCAGUCCUCAUGUCAGAAAUCUUGAAGUACUAUUAUCCGGGUCUUGUAACAAAACAUAACUAUAUACCAGCUAGUGGGGUGUUCCUGAAAAAAGAAAAUUGGAAUACCUUAAACCGAAAGGUUCUCUCUAAAAUUGACUUAACUCUAAGCCCAGAAACGAUAGACCAACUGGCGCACUCACAAGUUGGUGUGAUUGACAAAAUUCUUGCAGAUUUCCGAGAGAAGCAGAUGUUGAGAAAGAAAGUAGGGAAUAGUGGAGCAGAAGUUACUCCAACUGAUGACUCAGACGCUGAAAUAACAACAGUAAAACAACUACCUUCUCACCAAAAGUACUUAUGCACUCGAAUGUAUCAUGGGAUAAAAAACUUUUUUGGCACUAUUUUCGGAAUCUUAUUAUCUAUUAUUUGCUUUUGGAAAUGGUUUUCUAGUAAACAAAUGACUCUUAAAAAAGUAACGACGAUACCUUCCAAAAUUCAGCCAGAAGGAGAAAAUUCUUCUGCCAAGGAAAGGAACCUACGAAAAUCAUACACGCAAGCAUUGCAAGAUCUGCGCAUGAAAUCUGAGAUGAUAAAAACGCUUUGCUAUAAGAUCUCUUUCCUCGAAGGUGCACUUAAAUUUAAAAAUAUAAAAAUUACAACACUCACUAGUCAAUUGAAGCAGAAUACACCAGAAACUUUUAGUCCUUUCAUUUCUAAAAUAAACACCACAUCGACGAACAUAACAAAACCGCGUAGGAGGCCGCGUACACAAAUAUAGGGGCCAAUAUCAUUGCUGUUUUCCGUUUUCCUAGUUACUCGGACAAAGAUGCAGAUAAUAUGCCCUAGGCAAAAUUUAAGGAAAGCAAAUGACGAGAAGGACGUGGACUCUUACCGGUCACAACAACUACCACACGCCAUAAUUUAUUCAUUAUUUUUUAACAAUUUCAUUAUCCUUUCUAAGCUAUAAGCGUCUGUAUGGGGCGGAAAUUGUAGAAAAAUAUGAAAUAUUAAAUUUCACCUGUAUAUAAGCCUAU